AUGGACACUUCGUACUGGGAGAAUCUCCUGCUGACCAUCAAUCGGUUCUUUGGCGUGUAUCCAAGUGGGAAAAGGGGCGUUCUCCGCUGGAUCCACUCCCUUUGGAGCCUGUUCCUGCUUCUGUACAUCUGGAUUGGCAGCAUUGUCAAGUGCCUAGAGUUUACAACGGAGAUACCCACGAUUGAAAAACUCCUCUACUUGAUGGAGUUCCCGGGAAACAUGACAACCAUUGCCAUUCUGGUUUACUACGCCAUAUUGAAUCGUCCUCUUGCUCAUGGGGUGGAGUUCCAAAUUGAUUGCAUAAUCUCAGGACUCAAGGGAAAAGCUAAGCGUCUGGUCUAUAAGCGACAAGGUCAGAGGACUCUACAUCUAAUGGUGACCACUGCAAUCUUUCAUGGCUUGUGUGUUCUGGUGGACGUGGUGAACUAUAAAUUUGACUUCUCGACCACUUGGAGCAGCAAUAGUGUCUACAACCUGCCUGCCAUAAUGAUGAGUCUGGGCGUACUCCAAUACGCCCUUCCCGUCCACUUCCUCUGGCUGGUGCUGGACCAGAUGCGGAUGUGUCUAAAGGAGCUAAAGUUGCAGCAGAGACCACCGCAGGGUACGACCAAGUUGGAUGCCCGAUACGAGUCCGCUUUUGCAGCUCUAGUAGACGUGGGUGGAGGAUCCGCAUUGAUGAUUGAAGAGAUGAGAUCCGCCUGCAAUCUUAUUGAGCUUGUCCACAACAAGUAUCUAUCGAGAUUUGGACCUUUUCUGGUGCUAAACCUAAUCAAUUCCCUGAUCAGCAUUUGUGUAGAGUUUUACUUGAUCUUCAACUUCUUUGAGACUCCUCUCUGGGAGGAGACCGUGUUGCUGGUAUAUCGCCUGCUCUGGCUGACCAUGCAUGGCGGACGUAUCUGGUUCAUCCUGGCGGUCAACGAGCAGAUCCUGGAACAGAAGUGUAACCUCUGCCAGGUGUUGAACGAGUUGGAGGUGUGUAGCGCCCGUCUGGAAAGGACCAUUAAUCGAUUUUUGCUGCAGCUCCAGAGGAGUAUUGACCAACCCCUGGAAGCCUGUGGAAUCGUCACGCUGGACACUCGCUCUUUGGGCGGGUUUAUCGGCGUUCUGAUGGCCAUUGUCAUUUUCCUCAUACAAAUCGGCCUGGGCAAUAAAUCGCUAAUGGGUGUCGCCCUCAACAGAUCCAAUUGGGUUUACGUUUGA
Messenger RNA from Drosophila yakuba, 1200 nucleotides. It is a transcript of the gene Gr59e, whose product is annotated as putative gustatory receptor 59e. Gene Ontology annotation, cellular component: membrane. NCBI's taxonomy places the organism in Eukaryota, Metazoa, Arthropoda, Insecta, Diptera, Drosophilidae. The coding region runs from base 1 to 1200 and encodes 399 amino acids. The transcript has 3 exons. Gene Ontology annotation, biological process: sensory perception of taste. The record is from RefSeq and is a predicted model, not a curated record.